Messenger RNA from Wasmannia auropunctata (little fire ant), 1838 nucleotides. It is a transcript of the gene mrj, whose product is annotated as dnaJ homolog subfamily B member 6. NCBI's taxonomy places the organism in Eukaryota, Metazoa, Arthropoda, Insecta, Hymenoptera, Formicidae. The record is from RefSeq and is a predicted model, not a curated record. Gene Ontology annotation, molecular function: protein folding chaperone; Hsp70 protein binding. Bases 569 to 1558 code for a protein of 329 amino acids. Gene Ontology annotation, cellular component: nucleus; cytoplasm. The transcript is spliced from 8 exons.
CAGCUCGUUCGUGGGGUUACGUAGUCGUGUCGCGGGGCACCCACGUCACGCUGAUGAGUACGCUAGCCACGACUUCAUCCUGAGACAGAAGGAGGGAGAGAGACAGAGAAAAACGCGUGUGUGUAGGAGCGCAUAGGUAGACCAAAAUCGAAUCCCAAAGUGGAGUGAGUCACUCGAAUAGUUUUUACAGUAUUUCCUAAAUAAAAAGCACGUAUAUACACGGCUCUUAUCUUGGGUGGAUUGGGUGUCACGUGUCUCGUUGCUGAGGGACUCUUCUCCAACAAAGAGUGCAUAUACGUACGCGAUUCUAUAUUGGCGGAGAGCCAGUUAUCGCGAGAGCAAAAGUAGUAUCGGUCAAAGUAGUGGUGAAUGUCGCGAUGGCAAAAGAUUCUGAGAAGAUGCGCGUGCAUUUCCGCUUCUUUUUUUUUCUAAUUUCAAUUUCAUUUCAUUCGAUUUGAAGUGAGUGAAACCACAAAAUUGAUUCGCAGUGGCGACCGAUACCUCUCGAGAGAGUCUUGAGAAACCGGUGGUUUCCUAGGCUCUGAUUCAUCCCCAAACGUACCGAACGAUGGUCGAUUACUACAAGGUGCUCGACGUACAGCGGACCGCUAGCAGCGCUGACAUCAAAAAGGCGUAUAGAAAGUUGGCAUUAAAAUGGCAUCCGGACAAAAAUCCAGAUAAUUUGGAAGAAGCGAAUAAAAAAUUCAAGGAAAUUUCGGAAGCAUACGAAGUCUUGAGCGACGAUGUGAAGAGACGCACUUAUGAUCAACACUUGUAUCAGAGGGCGGCAUCAAGGCCCGGCCGUGGGUUCACCUUCCGGAGUUUCUUUGAUUCUCCUUUCCAGCGAUACUUCGAGAAGAAGAGGCGUGUUUACGAUCAAUAUGGCAAGGACGGUCUUCAAAUGCCUGGAGGCAAACGACGCCACGGAGAUGAUUUUGAAUCGCAUUUCGGCGGCCCGUUCGUUUUCAGAGAUCCUGAGGAAGUAUUUAGAGAAUUUUUUGGUGGAGUACCGUUCGAAGAUUUGUUCGCCGGUUUUCACGGCGGUGGUUCCCGGAGAGGUGCAGGAGGGAGACAUGGUCACUCGACUAGUAAUAGUCUGAGUACUUCUUUCUUUGGGCCCUUUGGAUUCGGCGGCUUUCGUUUCCCGUUUAAUGAUUUAAUGGAGAAUGCCAGUACUGCAGGAAACUUCACCUCUUUCGGUACUUUUACUAGUUUCGACGGAACGAGCGGUGGCAGUGCUGUGAAACGUACCAGCACUUCGACUCGUUUCAUCGAUGGAAAGAAAAUUACGACCAAAAAAGUCUACGAAAAUGGAAAAGAAACGAUAAUGUCUUAUGAAAAUGAUGUACUGAAAUCGAAGACAGUGAACGGAGUACCACAAUCAAUAACGUUCGACGAAGCAUCGACGAGUCGUCAAGUCUGUGAGAACGUCAACGAUAACACGAUGGGUAACCACAGCUCGAACGCGACCUGCGGCGACUAUCUAAAAGCUAGCAGAAUAAAGACGCGUCAUCAUCCGCACAUGAAUAAGAAGCACGAUAGAAGUAAGAGGAAAUAAAUUGCUUCGCUCUUGUCUCAAGUUCCUUGUGUAUCCAAGUCGACGAAUGUGCGCUCCUGAUAUACUCGACAGAUUUGAUUGCGGGUAAAUUUUUGUCUUGUUGAUAUACUACGCUAUUCUAUUCUAUUAUUCUGGCAAAACUUCAUAAAUUGAUAAACAAUUAAAAUGUCGAUAAUCUGUGUACGAAUUAAGAGGGAGAGUAAUAUCCUAUAAAUGAUUACAACACGACUGGCUUGACAUAUCCACGCGGUUCAUAUAAUAAAGAAGUAUUUCAAAAAAA